GCCGCUUUUCCCGGUCAAGGAGUGCUCAGUAACCGCCGCUCAGAAAAUGGCUCAAAGGCCGCUCCGCCGGCCACGUACGAGAGUCCAGACGACCUCUUCUUCUCUCGGCGUCUUCGAACUUCCUGGUUUCCCCAAAAUACCCCUCUCUUAAACCCUCCGCCGCCGCCCUCUCUCCUCCGCCGUAGCCGCAGCCGCAGCCAUGCGCCGCUUCCUCCAAGCCCUCCGUCCGCUCCAAAACCUACCCCUCAACCCCGCUCCCGGUAUCCCCACCCCUCUCCGCAUCCUCUCCACCUCCUCGGCGGCCGCGUCCUCGGAGUCUGACUCUGCCCCCGCCGCGGCCCCGACCCCCGCUGCCGAUGCCGACUUCGACAGCUCCGACUACGCCCUCCCGACCCCGGGCCCCGCCCCCUCCCGAAAAAUCAACAACCCCGUCGCGGCGCUGAGGAAGCUCCGGUUCGACCCCUCCCUCCGCGCGCGCGCCGACGAGGCGCUUUUUGGUAAGGGACUUGGCGCGGCGGCCGUCGAGGAGCAGGAUGAGGAGCACUCGCGGGACGUGGCGCUCGCGCUGCUCGAUGCGGCGCUGGAGCCGCCCGACGAGGACGAAGAUGAUCUCGGGGAGGUCAAGGAAGAAGACCAGAUGUCGCUUUCCGUUGGCAUUGUCGGCGCGCCCAACGCCGGCAAGUCCUCGCUCACAAAUACCAUGGUUGGGACAAAAGUGGCUGCAGUUUCCCGCAAGACAAAUACUACGACUCACGAAAUUUUGGGGGUGCUAACAAAAGGGAACACACAGAUUUGCUUUUUUGACACCCCAGGGCUCAUGUUAGGGCACCAUGGAUUUCCUUAUAGGGAUGUCACAGUUCGUGUGGAGAGUGCCUGGAGCUCAAUUAACCUAUAUGAUUUACUAAUAGUCAUGUUCGAUGUCAAUAGGCAUCUUAAUUUGCCUGAUUCACGUGUUAUAAAGUUAAUCAAACGUUUUGGUACAGAGGUGAACCCAAACCAGCGGCGAAUAUUGUGCAUGAAUAAGGUUGACCUGGUGGAAGACAAGAAGGACCUCCUUAAAGUUGCAAAAGAAUUUGAAGAUCUUCCUGGAUAUGAAAGGUACUUCAUGGUAUCUGGGCUAAAAGGCAAGGGGGUGAAAGACCUUAUACAGUACUUGAUGGACCAGGCAGUAAGAAGACCUUGGGAUGAAGAACCAACUGUAAUGACUGAAGAGGUAAUGAAAACCAUAUCAUUGGAGGUUGUGCGGGAGAAGAUGCUGCAUCACAUCCACCAAGAAAUCCCCUAUGUAAUUGAGCAUCGUCUGAUGGGCUGGAAGGAGCUAAAAGAUGGUUCUCUUAGGGUGGAGCAGCACUUCAUUGCCCCAAAGCAAAGCCAACGUCAGAUUCUUGUUGGUAAAAAUGGCUCUAAGAUAGGGAGAAUCGGUAUUGAGGCCAAUGAAGAACUGAGGUCCAUAUUCAAGAGAGAUGUCCAUCUAAUCCUCCAAGUUAGAGUUGCGAAGAAGAGAAGUGCUUGAACAGAUUGUGAUUUUUUAGUGCCUGUAUAGACUGCUAGUGAUAUGGGAAGUGCAGUUCAGUGUUGGCACAAUGUAUUAACGAGAAUGGUUAGUAAGUGGUGCUUGGGUGCAUCAGUUCCGGGGACUGAGUUGAUAGAACUUUGGAUUGAGGAUCUAAUGGAGGCACUGAGCUGUACGGGUGUGUGGAGCCAAGAUUUCUGAAGAAAGGAUAUAUUGGCGGCAAUUCACAUGCCAGUAGUGACAAGGAAACGGCUUGCGGCAUGGUGAGCUGCCGCACCUCCUGGCGAAUCUUGUUUUUGUGAUACUUGAUAAUAUAGAUACGUCUAUGCUAGACCACUGACACCCUUUUUUACCUACUUUCUGAUUCGAAAAGUAGCCCUUCUCUUUCCAGGUCUCAGCCUGUAUUUUCUGUAGGUUAUUUAAACAGUGUUGUAAUAAUAAUCUGAUGUCCGGGCAUGCCCCGUCUUGAGGACGUCUAGAGGACGUUCUCGAAGGCAAAGUUUGCUGCUGAUCUUCCAGUGUUCUGAGCACUACAAAUUCCAGGAUGGAAUCUGGUGAUCUACCUUGUAAAGUGCACGAACGUUGUGCAAGGGAAAUCUAUCACUUGCGGCCCUUUUGUUGGGUUUGAUGAUUU
Molecule: messenger RNA, 2147 nt
Organism: Zea mays
Lineage: Eukaryota; Viridiplantae; Streptophyta; Magnoliopsida; Poales; Poaceae
Product: GTP-binding protein ERG
Exons: 9
Coding region: 200-1513 (437 amino acids)
Biological process (GO): ribosomal small subunit assembly
Molecular function (GO): rRNA binding; GTP binding; ribosomal small subunit binding
Source: RefSeq, a predicted model, not a curated record